GACAGUAGAUAUGUUUCGACUCAAAGAUACUGAUCCCGAGGAGGAGGAAUCAAAUCAAAAAAGCAAGUAUUUCGUGGCCGGAAAGAUACUGAAGAACAAGACAACAACUAAUCCGGACCCGACGGCCGAUGAUGAUGAUGGCCACUGUCGUACAGCGGCGGCGGCGUCGACGGCAACAGUGGCCAACUCAGCCAAUAAGGUUAUUACUGGAAGUAUCGGGUCAUCGACUACAACAAUAAGCCAAGAGUUGUCUCAAUUGACUACCACUUCGUCAGCGAUGUCCAAACAACAGUCAACUGAUGAUCAACUAUCGGCUACUGCUAGCGGACAACAAGCAAGUGGCAACAGCAGCGGUGAUGGUGAUAGUGGUCGCCGAAAGCGGGUAGUAUUCGGCAAUACAUUGCUUGUCAAUCCCAAUCAAAAGGCUAACAAACUGUUGAAACAGUUACGAUCGGCCUAUCAGUUGUCGGCCGACAUAUCGCCGGCACACUAUCUAAUGUACGAUUCGUGUUGUGCAGUAUUUCUUAGUCUCAAAUAUCAUGUCAUUUACAAUAAUUAUAUCUACGAUACGGUCGACAAAGUCAGGAAUACCUAUCAGUUGACUGUACUGUUGGUUUUGGUCGACCAUAUCGAGUACAGAGAACCACUUAAAGAGCUAACCCAAUUGGCCAUUCGUACUAAUUGUACGCUGAUGUUGGCCUGGAGCUACGAGGAAGCGGCCACAAUUAUCGAAAACUAUCGACAUUUUGCCGAUAAAACACCCGAUAUUAUUAUGGGUAAACAAUCGUCGGCCGGCGGUUCCACUGGUGGUGACUAUCAAUCGCUAGUCGAAGCCCUAACAUCGGUCAAGUCGAUCAACAAUACGGAUGCCGUAACAUUGUUGACCACUUUCGAUACUAUGGAAAACAUUGUCAACGCUGAUGACGACCAAUUGAUUAUCUGUCCGGGAAUGGCGGCUCUUAAAGCUCAACGAUUGCGCAAAUUCUUUAACAAACCAUUUAUACGCAAAGAAUAAUAAAAACAUUCAUUUAUUUUCACGAUUUUGUUG
This is a messenger RNA of Oppia nitens, 1048 nucleotides long. RefSeq names its product DNA excision repair protein ERCC-1-like (gene Ercc1). The transcript has 3 exons. The coding region runs from base 11 to 1015 and encodes 334 amino acids. Lineage: Eukaryota; Metazoa; Arthropoda; Arachnida; Sarcoptiformes; Oppiidae. Gene Ontology annotation, molecular function: damaged DNA binding; single-stranded DNA binding. The record is from RefSeq and is a predicted model, not a curated record. Gene Ontology annotation, biological process: UV-damage excision repair; mitotic recombination; meiotic mismatch repair. Gene Ontology annotation, cellular component: nucleotide-excision repair factor 1 complex; ERCC4-ERCC1 complex; nucleus.